CAAGAAGAGCCUCAGGACUCAGGACAGGAAGAAGCGAGGGGAACAUUGCAAUGGAUUUACAAGCACAGGUAAAUCUACAGAAGGAAGUGACCUGCCCCAUCUGCCUGGAGCUCCUGACAGAACCCCUGAGUCUAGGCUGUGGCCACAGCUUCUGCAAAGCCUGCAUCACUGCAAAGAACAAGGAGUCAGUGAUCCACCCAGGAGGGGAAUGCAGCUGUCCUGUGUGCCAGAGCAGAUACCAGCCUGGGACCCUCCAGCCUAAUCGGCACCUGGCCACCAUAGUGGAGAGAGUCAGGGAGAUCAACACGAACCCACGCAAGCAGCAGAAGAAAGAAUUCUGUGAACACCAUGGAGAAAAACUUCAUAUGUUCUGUAAGGACGAGGAGCAGGCCAUUUGCAGGCUUUGUGUGCUGUCUCGGGAGCACCAGGGUCACCAAAUAUUCUGCAUGGAGGAGGUGGUCAUGAAAAUCCAGGAGAAGCUCCAGGAAGCUCUGAAGAAGCUGAGGAAGGAGCAGCAGGAAGCUGCGGAGCUGGAAGCUGACAUCAGAGAAGAGAGAGCUACUUGGAAGAACCAUAUGCAGACUGAGAGACAGAGGAUUCUGAAAGGGUUUAAUGAAAUGAGAUGCAUCCUGGACAGUCUGGAACAGAAGGAGCUACAAAAGCUGGAGGAAGACGAGGUGAAUGUGCUGGAGAACUUGGUAGCGGCAAAAGACCAGCUGGUCCAGCAGAGUCAGUACAUGAGAGAGCUUAUCUCAGAUCUCGAGCGUCAGAUGUGGGGAUCAUCAAUAGAUACACUGAGGAAUAGAUCUGGGAGUGUAAAGUGGAGUGAGACCUGGACCUUGAAAAAGCCAAAAAUGGUUUCCAAGAAACAGAAAAGUGCAUUCCGAGUUCCAGAUCUGAGCGGGAUGCUGCAAGUAUUUAAAGAGCUGACAGAGGUCCAAUGCUACUGGGUGGAUGUGAUGCUGAAUCCAGUCAACGCUAUUUCAAAUAUUGUCAUAUCUGCGGAUCAGAGACAAGUGAAAAUUUUGCACCCUUUUACGUUUAGGAAUGUAUAUCCAUGUGAUUUUUCUGCUUUUGAUGUAUUGGGCUGCCAAUGUUUCUCCUCAGGCAAAUAUUAUUGGGAAGUAGAUGUGUCUGGGAAGAUUGCUUGGAUCCUGGGGGUAUGCAGUAACAAAAGGUGCUUUAAUAGAACAAAGAGUUCUGGAUUUACUUUUGACCCAAAUUUAAAUCAUUCAAAUGUAUACUCCAGAUACAGACCUCAAUAUGGCUACUGGGUUAUAGGGUUACAGAAUGAGUCUGAGUACAAGGCCUUUGAGGACUCUUCCACCUCUGAUCCCAAGGUCUUGACUCUCUCCAUGGCUGUUCCUCCCCGUCGUGUUGGGGUUUUCCUAGACUAUGAAGGAGGCACUGUCUCAUUUUUCAACGUCACCAACCAUGGGUCACUCAUCUACAAGUUCUCUAAAUGUCACUUUUCUCAGACUGCUUAUCCAUAUAUCAAUCCUUGGAACUGUCCAGCUCCCAUGACUCUGUGCCCACCAAGCUCUUGAACCUACUUUUUCUCUCACCCACUUCUUUUGGUGCCCCUUCUCCUGGUUUUCAUCUCUAUACCUGAGCUCAUCUGCACCAUUCACAUCAUCUUUUCCUUGCUGUAACCCUUGUUUGCUUUAGAAUUUUUAAUCAUCUUUGGGAUGUGCAGUGCAUCUGGUUCAAGUCAGGAGAGAUGCUUAUUUACCAUUUACCCUUUUUUGUAUUCUCAAAGAAAGACAUUGUCGCCCUCCUAAAGACAGAGCAGUAUUGACAUAACAUGUUUGCCCUCCCAUUUCUCCACAUUUUCCUUUAUCAUUGAUCUGAAGAGAUAUUGCAAAGCCUGUCUGCCAAUAUCCACAUUAUCUAGGUCAGCCCAUAAUCACCCCCCACCCACUAGAAACAGCUAAGGAGUUUUUGAGUGUAUGUUUGUUUGCUGCCCAGGACACACCAGGGUCAUCAGAAAGUCAAAGAAGGAAAACAUAAGCCGUGUAUGUACUCAGAGUGAAGAUUUUGUGUACAGAGUGUUUGAGUUCCUAUCCUCUCUCUUCUUUUACAAGAUGUGUAAUGAUGACUAAAUUCUUGUUUCUUUUUCCUAAAAUACAAUUUGAGAUUUAAAACUGUACUUAAUUCUUAGAUCCUUUCGCAAAACUGUGUCACUCAAUGUAAA
Molecule: messenger RNA, 2194 nt
Organism: Ceratotherium simum simum (southern white rhinoceros)
Lineage: Eukaryota; Metazoa; Chordata; Mammalia; Perissodactyla; Rhinocerotidae
Source: RefSeq, a predicted model, not a curated record